Messenger RNA from Folsomia candida, 2401 nucleotides. RefSeq names its product acyl-coenzyme A synthetase ACSM3, mitochondrial. Gene Ontology annotation, biological process: fatty acid biosynthetic process; acyl-CoA metabolic process. The transcript is spliced from 12 exons. Lineage: Eukaryota; Metazoa; Arthropoda; Collembola; Entomobryomorpha; Isotomidae. The record is from RefSeq and is a predicted model, not a curated record. Gene Ontology annotation, molecular function: fatty-acyl-CoA synthase activity; fatty acid ligase activity. Bases 481 to 2268 code for a protein of 595 amino acids.
AAAUCAAAAAACUUUUAGAAAAUUGUAUUUAGAAUUGCAUAGGUUUUUGCAUGCAGUUUAUGUACAUACAUAUUGCUUGGUUUUGGCUUCGUGCAAAAAUAAAAGACCUUGACUUCACGGAACAAUUGGGUUUAAUGGGGAUGGAUAUAUAUUUUUAUAUGCUUGCACAUUUGUACAUUUGUACAUAUGUCUGUCUAGCCGUUUAAACCACAUUUUACUUACUGCUAUAUGCCAUGCUUUCCUGUAUACAUGUACAUAAACAAGUACAAUUGAUCGAGCAGUCCAGUCCAUUAAAAACCCGUCUCACACAGUUUAUUAUGAUGACAGCAGGGCUUUAUAUCCCAUUUAAUCCACCACUUUUCACCUGUUAUACGGCUGGACUGGAAUUGUGUAAGAUAUGCAUUGCACGAGUUCGAGUUGAUUACAUAACAAGGAGAAAAUCUGUGAUUAUAAAAUUUGCUUCACUUUCUUUUCGCAAAAAUGCGAAUAUUACGAUUAAGACCAACAUUUAGAUUCGCAAAAUUGCGACAAUUUAGCACCACCGCAAAUACCGGGCUUGGUGACCAGAUUCUUACGGAAUUGGAAGAAAUCUGGAAGAAGGGCAAAGCUCCGGAGAAGUUUAACUUUUCGCGAGAUAUUUUCGACCGGCAUGCGCUUCAUCGACCUACUGCCACCGCUUUAUGGUUUGAUAACGGUGACCCCAGUCAAGACCGGAAAUGGAGUUUCUCCGAAGUUCAGAAGGAAUCGCUCCGUUCCGCGAUUUUUCUAAGGAACAUGCUCAAUUUGAGGGAAGGGUCUCCUCCGCCGUAUGUCCUCACCAUCUUGUCACGACUUCCAGAAUGGUGGUACCUCCACCUCUCAGCGAUCCGGGUGGGCACGAUAUUCUGUCCUGGAACGACGAUGUUGACCUCGGAAGAUAUCGAGUACCGCUUGGACGCCUCUCGAGCCGGAAUGAUUAUCACGGAUGAGGAAAAUAUGGACAAGGUUGACGAUGCGUAUCGUGGUUUGGUGGACUUUGGAUUGAAAAAGGUUGUGAUCCGAACUGGCGAUAAGAAACCUGUCCCCCUGAAAAACGACUGGAUAGAUUAUCACAGCCUCGCCGAGACCAUUUCUGCCAAUGAGAUCGACUCUUUUAGACAUUUGGACACCCCAAGUGAUCAAGUUGCUCAGGGUUAUUUCACCUCCGGGACGACGGGAAAACCGAAAAUGGUGGCACACACUCAUUCUUCCUACGGGAUAGGUCACUACACAACCGUCAAAAUGUUGGACCUCAAGGAGACCGAUUUACACUGGAAUAUUUCCGACCCUGGUUGGGCGAAAUCGUCAUAUUCCAACUUUUUUGCCCCUUGGACGGUAGGAUCUGCAGUUUAUAUUCAUCAGAUGGAACGUUUCGAAGCGCCCAAAGUUUUAAAAGCGCUGAGUGAAAAGCCCAUCACGACGUUCUGCGCGCCACCCACGCUGUACAAAAGCAUGGUCCAAGAAACGGACCCCAAUCUCUUCAAAUUUCCUAAACUCCGCUACUGUAUCGGAGCUGGGGAACCAGUUAGUCCGGAAGUGAUCAGAUCCUGGCAGAAAAAUACGGGCGUCGUACUCCACCAAGCUUACGGUCAAACCGAAAUGACCGCAGUAGAUUGCGAGAUAAGCUCGAAAGACGAUUCGAUCGGGAUUGCGAAUGGAUUUAUGAACAUUCGGAUUGUGGACGACGCCGGUAAAGAAUGCCCGAUCGGAACGGAGGGUCAGCUCGCCUUGAGAGUGAAACCUGUCCGACCUGUCGGCCUGUUUAAAGGUUAUCUGAAAAAGGGGGCAAAUGGGCCCGAGUUGGACACCGAGAAGAAUUCCAGCGUCUUCGUGGGAGACGUAUACCUCACCGGCGACAGAGCUUAUAAGGACGACAGUGGACACGUUUUCCUCGUCGGAAGGGCAGACGAUGUCAUCACGUCGGCCGGAUAUCGGAUUGGUCCCUCGGAAAUUGAGUCCGUCCUUCAAACGCAUCCCUCCGUGGUGGAAAGUGCCGUCGUGGCGUCACCCGACCCCCAGCGAGGUGAAGUGGUCAAAGCCUUCAUCAUUUUAACGCCACAGUAUAAAACCAUUGCCGAAAAGGAUGAAGCCAAACUGGUCACGGAAAUCCAAAACUUUGUCAAGAAACAUACCGCUCCGUACAAAUAUCCGAGAAAGGUCGAAUUCGUCGACACAUUACCGAAAACUGUGAGUGGGAAGAUUCUCCGGAGAGAAUUGAAACGAAUGGAGUAUGAAAAGGGCAAAAAAUAGGGGACAAAUUUCUUGAAAUUCUUGGUUUAUUAAAAUGUUCAUUAUUUUGUUUUUAAAUAUUAUUGCAUUCGGACAAAGUAUUUGUAUUACAUGUUUUAAAAGAUAAAUAAAAUUCAGUAUAUAAAGAGACAAA